Messenger RNA from Grammomys surdaster, 3742 nucleotides. RefSeq names its product TNF alpha induced protein 1 (gene Tnfaip1). NCBI's taxonomy places the organism in Eukaryota, Metazoa, Chordata, Mammalia, Rodentia, Muridae. The coding region runs from base 203 to 1153 and encodes 316 amino acids. Gene Ontology annotation, cellular component: Cul3-RING ubiquitin ligase complex. The transcript has 7 exons. The record is from RefSeq and is a predicted model, not a curated record. Gene Ontology annotation, biological process: negative regulation of Rho protein signal transduction; protein ubiquitination; protein homooligomerization. Gene Ontology annotation, molecular function: ubiquitin-protein transferase activity; protein binding.
CACAGCCGAAAUUGCAGGCAACCGCAGGCCAGGGGCGGCACGGAGUCCGCUUGCCACUUGGCUGAGAGGAGAGGCGCCUCCGCGGACGUACUGAGAGUAUGAGGCCCUGGCCUUUGCGGGCCCCUCAUUUGUGACUACUUCCACCACGGCAGAGCCUUCCAAGCCUACCUCCUGCCGUGUGGUGAUCUACCUGCAGCGGGAGAUGUCAGGAGACACCUGUCUGUGCCCAGCCUCAGGGGCCAAGCCUAAGAUAAGUGGCUUCAAGGGCGGCGGGCUGGGCAACAAGUAUGUUCAGCUCAAUGUAGGUGGCUCCCUGUACUACACCACAGUGCGGGCCCUCACCCGGCAUGAUACUAUGCUCAAGGCCAUGUUCAGUGGGCGAAUGGAGGUGCUGACUGACAAAGAAGGCUGGAUCCUCAUAGACCGAUGUGGAAAGCACUUUGGCACCAUCUUGAAUUACCUCCGAGAUGACACCAUCACCCUCCCUCAAAGCCGGCAAGAAAUCCAGGAAUUGAUGGCCGAAGCAAAAUAUUACCUCAUUCAAGGGCUGGUGAACAUGUGCCAGACUGCCCUGCAGGACAAGAAAGACUCCUACCAGCCUGUGUGCAACAUCCCCAUCAUCACGUCCCUGAGGGAGGAGGACAGGCUCAUUGAAUCCUCCACAAAGCCUGUGGUGAAGCUGCUGUACAACAGGAGCAAUAACAAAUACUCAUACACCAGCAACUCUGACGAUCACCUGCUGAAAAACAUUGAACUGUUUGACAAGCUGUCCCUGCGCUUCAACGGUCGCGUGCUCUUCAUCAAGGACGUCAUUGGUGAUGAGAUCUGCUGCUGGUCUUUCUAUGGCCAGGGUCGUAAGCUGGCGGAAGUGUGCUGCACCUCCAUUGUGUAUGCCACAGAGAAGAAGCAGACCAAGGUGGAAUUUCCAGAGGCCCGUAUCUAUGAGGAAACGCUCAAUGUCCUGCUCUAUGAGACCCCUCGAGUCCCUGACAAUUCCUUGCUGGAGGCCACAAGCCGUAGCUGUAGCCAGGCUUCCCCCAGUGAAGAUGAGGAUACCUUUGAACUACGGGACCGUGUCCGUCGCAUUCACGUCAAGCGCUAUAGCACUUAUGAUGACCGGCAACUUGGCCAUCAGUCUGCUCACCGUGACUGAGACCCUUAGGAAAUCAGGGCACAAGAAGUCCUAUCUGCCACCCUGUGGAACAUACCCAUUGGCCACCCUAUGCUGCUCCUGCUAGCUGGGAGCCUGCUCUAGCGUUUACAGGUGAUAGCCCUGCUUGGGAGGUCAGGGAGCUAGGAAAGGCCACAUUGUCUUGCUUGGUCCCCCUUCCCCAGCACUUCCAGAGGCAACCCCACUUCCUGCCAACAGGGAGCUACUUCUGCUCUAGGGUGAGUGCACUGACUUCCCACCUCCUGCCAAGAACACUCCUCGGCCCUUAGCUGAGUGCCCUUUCUUCUGAAGAGCUCCUUUAGUUCCUCAGCUGAGAUCCAGGGGAACAGCUCUGUUCUAGAGGAAAGGAGGCUUCUGGUGCUGUGAGGACCCAUUUUUGAACAAAAAAGGCAGCCUUUUUUUUCCUAAGCCAUUUAAACAUUGGCAUGACCUGGAUUUUUGUUUUUAAAUCUAGAUGUUAGCAUGGUGGCCGUGCCUAUAAUCCCAGCUAUGAAGAGGCCAAGGCUGGAUAACAAGUUGUAGGCUAGCCUGGACAACAUAGCAAGACCCUCAAUAUAAAAUUUUAAAAAGAGGGCUAGUGGCAUGACUCAGUGGUAGAAUACUUGCCUAGCAAGAGUGAGGCCCUAGGUUCAAUCCCCAGUACUGCCAGCCUCACUAAGUAUCUAAGAAACGACUAGUUUCUAGUCUGAGGGAAAGGCUAGGACUAAUGUCCCCUGCAGAAUGCCAGGACCCCAUCUAGCAGGCACACACACUUAUACUCUCACCCCACCCUUUUCAAUAUCUUAGGACCCAUCUUUAAAGCACUUUACAUGUCUAUCAUUCAGGAGAAUCUACUAUGCCUUGACCCAAAGCUUUUUCUGACACUGAUCCCCGCCUUGCAGAAUCUGAAGGAAAGGCUGAGACAGGAGGGUCACAAGUUUGAGACCAGCUUGUGCUAUGUAGUUAAAGUUCCAGGCAAGCCUGGGCUACAUAGAAAGACUUUGUCUCAAGAAAAAAGUAACUAAACUAACCAGCUUUGGCUUGUCAGCUUGACUAGCCAGCCCAAAGAAUACCAAGAGGGAAAGGAUGUCCAAGUUGAAGAUGGUUUUAACAGCAUCCUGUGGGGAAAGAUACCCUCACCCCUACAUUGUAGUGUCAUAUCACCGACUCAGAUUUAACAAGAUCCUUUGGUCUGAGCCUCAUACUUGGGUACGGUCAGCUCUAAGACAUGCUGUCUCCACAAACCUUAAAGCCAGAAGCAGUGAUGCGGGCCAAAAACAAGCUGCAGAAGGCUAUGGAGCCAUCAGCUGAAGCCAGAAAACUCCUGGAGCCCCGUGCUGCCAGCAGUGUCCACAGCUGUGGUACAGCCCAGACAAUGUCUCGGUUAAUGUUCUGGCUCUGGGUUCUGCCUAGUGAUGAAUCUCCAAAUACAUAGUAACUCACAACCUAAGCCUUUCAAAGGCCUUUCUUUUGGGUCACUGACUGUAGAAGUACCAAGAUCUAGACCUGGUAUAAAGUCUUCCUUUGGGCUUUGGUUUCCCUCCCCUUCUUUGCUGGGAUUGGCCUCCUUAACUGGUUUCUUUCCAGAGGAAUGUUGUCACUUGAGGGGGCUGUUUGUAAGUCUAAGGAAGUGUGUGACCAUCACAGAGUGCUCAAAAAGGAACACAGAUUGUCUGCUGUAUCCCUUGACCACUCUUACGAUUGCCACAUGGGCACACAUAGCUCGCCUCUUAGAGCCUAUGGGCAGAUGCCAAGUUCAGGGUUGGGCUCUCAUGAGGCUCUGACAUGACAGAGCAGAGGAAGUGGAAAAUGUGACGUAGUAAUCAGGCAUGUUAUGUUAAUCACAGUCUUGAAUGUAUAAAUAUCUCUAAGAUGCUUGGGUCAGGCACCUUAGUGAUGAGCAGCUACUAGUUCUUCCAGACCUCACUGGAACUGAGAUGACAAUCCAGUUUUUUUGUUUGUUUUUUUUGUUUUUGGCCAAAUAUAGGCUUUGAGUCUUUCCCCCAGAUGUUGGAAUGUUACAGUGUGAGGCCACCAGUCUGUUUUCUCAGCUGUCCCUGAGAAGCCCUUCAAUAUUCAGAUUCCCAGCUCCCUGCUGUGGUUCCAGUUUGUCCCUUUACCUCCACGCCCCCUUUAGCCUCUCUGGUGCUUUGACAUCCAUUGCCUCUGCUGUCCAGUGCUGUCUAGUGUUGGGCUGAGAAAGCCCAGCAGCAGGAGUCCCGGGUUAGACAUUCAUCUUCUUUGACAAUUUCUCCUUGGUUUAAGGGAAACACUAAUCCUGAAGUGAUCUGGACUUUGUGGCUUAUGGGUUUGUGGGAUUUCCCAGUCCUACGGUAGUUCUGGCAGGGAUGGUUUUUUUGUUUUUGUUUUUUGUUUUUUUUUUUUUAUCAUAGGCUGCCCAGGAGAAGAACAUGGCUGAGGGUCAGACUGGAAGCUGCUAACACCAGCUAUGUGCUCUGUUGAACCUGGGAUGUGACUGGUCGGCCUGAAGGGUAACACAGGCUCUGGCACGAAAGAAUGUGUCCUUUAUUACAUACUCUUAAGUGAUAGAAGUAAACACUAACUUCUAAUAAAAUUGUUUUACACUGCUGA